UCUCGGCCGCAGGGCCCCGCCGUCUCCAGCAUGCAGUCCCGGGAAGAAGCGCCGCGCUCUCCCCGCCUCGCCAGUCCCCGCGGCGACAGGCGGCCCAAGAGAAUCUCCACGCCGUCCGUCGCGGCCUUCUUCACCGGCCCCGAGGAGCUCAAGGACUCGUCGCACUCGGCCGCGCUGCUGGCGCAGCUCAAGGCCUUCUACGACGCGCGGCUGCUGUGCGACGUGACCAUCGAGGUGGUGACGCCCGGCAGCGGGCCCGGCACCGGCCGCCUCUUCCCCUGCAACCGCAACGUGCUGGCGGCCGCCUGCCCCUACUUCAAGAGCAUGUUCACGGGCGGCAUGUUCGAGAGCCAGCAGACCAGCAUCACCAUGCACGACGUGGACGCUGAGUCCUUCGAGGUGCUGGUGGACUACUGCUACACGGGGCGCGUGGCCCUGAGCGAGGCCAACGUGCAGCGCCUGUACGCGGCCUCCGACAUGCUGCAGCUCGAGUACGUGCGCGAAGCCUGCGCCUCCUUCCUGGCCCGUCGCCUCGACCUGUCCAACUGCACCGCCAUCCUCAAGUUUGCUGAUGCUUUUGACCAUCACAAGCUGCGCUCGCAAGCCCAGGCCUUCAUUGCACACAACUUCAAGCAGCUCAGCCGGAUGGGAUCGAUCCGGGAGGAGAGUCUGGCUGAUCUGACUCUGGCCCAGAUGCUCACCGUCCUGCGCCUAGACGGCCUGGAUAUUGAGAGUGAACGGACAGUGUGCCAUGUGGCGGUGCAGUGGUUAGAGGCCGCCCCGAAGGAGCGAGGGCCCAACGCUGCAGAAGUCUUCAAGUGUGUCCGCUGGGCUCACUUCACUGACCAAGAUCGCGAUUAUCUGGAAGGACUGUUGACCAAUACCACUGUGAAGAAGUACUGCUCAGAGCUCAUUGAAAGCGCCCUGCAGAUGCGCUAUGGGGAUAUGUUAUUCAAGGCUGUGGUGCCCAAGCCUGAGACCACCAGCAGCAGUAGCAACAGCGGCAGCAGCAGCAGCUCUGUUGUAUCUGCUGUGGAAAACACACCCCAGAGACUGGGGGUGUGUGCCAAGGAGAUGGUGAUCUUCUUUGGACAUCCCAGAGAUCCCUUUCUCUGCUAUGACCCUUACUCAGGGGACAUUUACACAAUGCCCUCACCUUUGACCACCUUCGCCCACACUAAAACUAUCACUUCCUCAGCUGUCUGUGUAUCUCCAGAUCAUGACAUCUAUCUUGCAGCUCAGCCCAGGAAGGAUCUGUGGGUGUAUAAGCCAGCCCAGAACAGUUGGCAACAGUUGGCUGACCGCUUGCUCUGCCGUGAAGGCAUGGAUGUGGCCUACCUUAAUGGCUACAUUUACAUUUUGGGUGGACGAGACCCCAUUACUGGAGUUAAGCUGAAGGAAGUGGAAUGUUAUAGUGUUCAGAGGAACCAGUGGGCAUUGGUUGCACCUGUACCUCAUUCUUUCUAUUCCUUUGAGCUAAUAGUGGUUCAGAAUUAUCUUUAUGCUGUGAACAGUAAGCGUAUGCUUUGCUAUGAUCCUAGCCAUAAUAUGUGGCUCAACUGUGCUUCUCUUAAACGGAGUGACUUUCAGGAAGCCUGUGUCUUCAAUGACGAGAUCUACUGUAUCUGUGACAUCCCUGUCAUGAAGGUCUACAAUCCAGCCAGGGGAGAAUGGAGGCAGAUUAGUAAUAUUCCCUUGGAUUCAGAGACCCACAACUACCAGAUUGUUAAUCAUGGCCAAAAGUUGCUGCUGAUCACUUCUACCACUCCACAAUGGAAAAAAAACCGGGUUACGGUUUAUGAAUAUGAUACUCGGGAAGACCAAUGGAUUAAUAUUGGUACAAUGUUAGGGCUUUUGCAGUUUGAUUCUGGCUUUAUUUGCCUCUGUGCUCGUGUAUAUCCUUCCUGCCUUGAACCUGGCCAAAGUUUCAUCACUGAGGAAGAUGAUGCCCGGAGUGAAUCUAGUACUGAAUGGGAUUUAAAUGGAUUCAGUGAACUAGACUCUGAAUCAGGAAGUUCAAGUUCAUUUUCUGAUGAUGAGGUCUGGGUGCAGGUUGCACCUCAGCGAAAUGCGCAGGAUCAGCAGGGUUCUUUAUAAAUAUUUUGAAAUACUAAGAUGUUACUACUGUUAUGGAAUAUAUCUUUUAAAAAUAUCUUCCUUUUCAUGAAAAGAAGUAGAUUAGAAACACACAUUUGGUUUUCAAAGGGUAGAAAAUAAUUACUAAUGUAAUAAAGUCCACAAAAUCAACCUGUUAAUGUACUAAAAGUUGGAGUUAAAUUACACAACAUGAGCUCUAUAAUUUGUUAGAAUGCUUGGUCA
Molecule: messenger RNA, 2319 nt
Organism: Suncus etruscus (white-toothed pygmy shrew)
Lineage: Eukaryota; Metazoa; Chordata; Mammalia; Eulipotyphla; Soricidae
Gene: KBTBD7
Product: kelch repeat and BTB domain containing 7
Molecular function (GO): protein binding
Source: RefSeq, a predicted model, not a curated record